AAUUGUUAUUGUGAAUUGAGAGAUGGUGUCUAUGUGAAGAGUGUUUGAAAGAGGUUUAAUGAAAGAGUCCAACAAUCAGUAAGGUAAUGAGAGUGUAUGUGUUGGGUGCAGACCCUCUGGUUUGUUUGAGACCUCAUUGACAUUACAGAGAAUGUCAGAGCCCCUGCCUGUCCCUCCUGAAUUGUACGAGGAGUCCGAUCAUCGCCUAUGGAUAGGAAAUUUGGACUCCAGACUAACAGAGUUCAGCUUACUGAAGAUUUUACAAAAGUUUGGAUCCUUGAAAAAGUUUGACUUUUUAUACCACAAAUCUGGACCUGAGCAGGGAAAACCUAGAGGAUACUGCUUUGUCAGUUAUGAGAGCAAAGAGAAUGCAGAGCGUGCCAUUGCUAAAAUGAAUGGGAAAUUGGCUCUAUCCAAACGACUGAUUGUUAAAUGGGCUCAUAAAGACCCAGCAGAAGAUCAGAAACCCAAGUCAUGUGACAAAGACAGCAUUGCAAAGGAAGAUGUUUUAAGUCCUCAGAGCAAAAUUAAAGCAAUAGAAGCUAAGCUGCAGAAAAUGCAAGAAGACGGAAGUGCAUCCUCAGACUUGAAACCAUUGCCUGGUACCAGUCGAUUAAGCAUGAUUCAAAGAGAGGCUAGAAAGAUGGAGCAAGCCAAUGCUAAUAAACAAACUAAAAAACCAUACAAGAGAUGACAGACCUUGUUGAAUUGAGUACUUUACAAAAUACCAAGCCAACUUGAAAUGUGGCUUAAAAGUCAGUCUGACUUUCCGAUUACUACAAAUUGGAAGGUCAUCCAGGUUCAAUAUCUGUGCGAACAAAACUGAGCUAGAGUUUAACUCUGCUUGAGAAAAAAAAAUCAACUCAAAGUAGAAUAUGAUGUCUUUGUUGACAUCUGUCAUAAAGUUUAUGUUAACUUCAAAUACUGUCUGACAUGACGUCAAAAAGAAAUAAAUACUCAACAAUUAU
Messenger RNA from Saccostrea echinata, 968 nucleotides. RefSeq names its product probable RNA-binding protein 18. NCBI's taxonomy places the organism in Eukaryota, Metazoa, Mollusca, Bivalvia, Ostreida, Ostreidae. The record is from RefSeq and is a predicted model, not a curated record. Gene Ontology annotation, molecular function: RNA binding. Bases 152 to 694 code for a protein of 180 amino acids. The transcript is spliced from 6 exons.